Molecule: messenger RNA, 534 nt
Organism: Entrophospora sp. SA101
Lineage: Eukaryota; Fungi; Glomeromycota; Glomeromycetes; Entrophosporales; Entrophosporaceae
Source: the annotation of a GenBank genome assembly
AUGAAACCUUUUUUUGCAAAAGUCUUGGCAGAAUUAGAUAUUAGGAAGGCUGUGGCAGAAGCUGAAAAGGCCGAAAUUGAGGCUAGAAAGAUCAAGAAGAAAGAGUUUAAAGAUGCUUUUAAUCGGUUUGUAGAACGAAAAGAUAUUACUUUUUCAAAUGGUGGAUUGCAGAAUAGAAUGGGUCACUUUGUGUCUGAUGAUGCGGUUAAUGAAAAGGGAGUCGAUUUAGAAAAAAUUUGUAAAAUUAGUGUUUACGAGGAUAAACUUGUGAAAUCAGCAGGUUCGAAACAUGUGGCUAUCAUGUUGCAUUUGAAUAAUUAUCAAAAACAUGUUCGCGAUUUAAUCAAAAAUUCAAGAGAUGCCCACGGAAAUCCUAUAUUUGACAAGAAGGAAAUUGAUAAAUUUCAAAAAGAAACUGAUGCAAAAGGCUUAACUCUUAAAGAGUUAGAUAUUAGGAAGGCUGUGGCAGAAGCUGAAAAGGCCGAAAUUGAGGCUAGAAAGAUCAAGAUCUUAUAUAGCAGAAUUGGAUAUUAG